CCUGUAAUCGUCUUACCGAAAGCGGUACUGUCAGAUCAGCUCUCUCUCUUUGACUUUGCCAAUAUGAGCUCCUCAGCACCUCGGCAAUCUUCCAACGUGGAUCCAUUCCAGCCCAUCAUCCUCGAGCACCCUGCUGUGCCAGACCUUCAAGCCCAUAUCCUACCGUACGGUCUCACAGUCCAUCGCUUACUCCUGAAUCGGCGCCCUCGAGAUCUAUUGCAAGAUGCUCCCGAGUCUGAAGAGUCUGUGGAGGUGUAUGACCUGAUCGUUGGACCGGAGAAGGAGACCGACCAUUGCGAUGGUGGACGCAAUUUCUUUGGGCCCGUCGUUGGGCCUUAUGCCAACCGUCUGCCUGCAGGCGUGACUCGCUUCUCCUACUCAGAGCAGCGAGGAGAACGCAAAGCAGGCCUUGUAGAUAACGAAGUCAACUCGCCUGAGUGGUCGGGGCCGGGCGUGUGCCUCCAUGGAGGUCCAGAGAUGCCCGAGUCGAGGAGUAGCCAGCUCCAGUCGGGCCCUUUCGACAGAAUGAUCUGGGAGCCGGUCGCCGCGAAAGACCAGAUUGGGGGGUCCCUCUUCUCCCAACUCGAGCUCUCUUCCCUCUCUACUGCGGGCGUGGCCUUCAGACUGUUCCGAAUCGAUUACGAGGAAACUACUGUUGGGGCUGGACAAGCGCCGCGAGGGGUCCGCGUUGAGGCUCUCUUUACACUGUCGAGCUCUUCGCCCUCUGUAGCAACUUUCAUCGAUCUCAUACCUCGAAGCGAGUCAGUUGGCAUAUUUGGAGUAGAGUACCGAGCUCGAUUCCACGAAGGAGACCCUAGCUUGAAUCAGCUCACCCCGCUGAAUAUCACCCAGCAUUGGGGCUUCAACCUCUCUGCCUCAGAUCCGUCAUCUGCCGUGCAGAAGGCCGAGAACGGUCAAAUUGAUGCUCAUCAGCUGCGCAUCAUGAAGUCUCGCAAGGAGGUCGCAGUCAUGGAGCUGCAGAGCAAUGGACUGCCCACUGGCAAGCUCUUGCCUUUCGAAGACAGCAGGUCUGCUGGCCACGACUGGACAGACGCCGGAAAGGACGGUCUCGGAAAGGCCAUCGCCGACGGCAUUCCCGAAGCUGGCUACGAUAACUUCUAUACCUGGCCCUUGAUUCCUUCUUCUUUCUCAAGAGAGGAAGAGAUGUCUCAGACUCCUCAGGCUCUCCUGCGCUCGGAAUCUAGCAAGCUCACUCUUGCCUUCCGCACGAAUCAGAGUGGUUUCCAGCUCUACACUGCCAACGGUCAGCCUACCGCUCCAGCCGACCCAAAGGCUUCUGGAGGCACCAGGAAGCUAAUCCACCGCACAGCUUUGAAUCCAUCUGCACGAAGUGACGAGGGAGGCAACGCUUUCAGAAGCGCUGCCUUCAUUGAGUUUGGCCAUCCUCAUGCCACCUUCUUGCACGAGGGCCUGCAAGACUUCAUUGGCUGUGGAGAGGACACCCUGCUCAGGGUAGGCGAGACCUACCGCAACUGGGUCAGCAUCGAAGUACUUGACGGGUAGAAGCCACAAUAUCGUGAUCCUGCGCAUAUGCGCUGCGAACGUGUAAAUAUUACAGAUGACCGUCCCCUACAGAAGCUGACUAAAUAAUACAAACCCUGUCGUCCUGUGGUAGUGCA
This is a messenger RNA of Microstroma glucosiphilum, 1640 nucleotides long. RefSeq lists its product as hypothetical. NCBI's taxonomy places the organism in Eukaryota, Fungi, Basidiomycota, Exobasidiomycetes, Microstromatales, Microstromataceae. The coding region runs from base 64 to 1524 and encodes 486 amino acids. Gene Ontology annotation, biological process: beta-D-galactose catabolic process via UDP-galactose, Leloir pathway; glucose metabolic process. Gene Ontology annotation, molecular function: aldose 1-epimerase activity; carbohydrate binding. The transcript has a single exon. The record is from RefSeq and is a predicted model, not a curated record.